This is a messenger RNA of Epinephelus moara (kelp grouper), 3968 nucleotides long. It is a transcript of the gene dram1, whose product is annotated as DNA-damage regulated autophagy modulator 1. The record is from RefSeq and is a predicted model, not a curated record. NCBI's taxonomy places the organism in Eukaryota, Metazoa, Chordata, Actinopteri, Perciformes, Serranidae. The transcript is spliced from 7 exons. Gene Ontology annotation, cellular component: lysosome. Gene Ontology annotation, biological process: regulation of autophagy. Bases 285 to 995 code for a protein of 236 amino acids.
UCAUAACAGGAGGCUUCAUUUGCGUAGGCCGGCCCACACGGAGUCAUUUAAGGGGAAGAGGUUACUGUAUACUGUAUAUUGGCAGGGCUCACUCUGGUUCAUGUACCACCAUGUGACUGUCGGUAACUUCAUCACUCUCCACCGCAGCACCAGCAGCAGCAGCAGCAGCAGACUCUGCCCUGACCCUGGACCAGUAUUUAAACUCGGGUUUUUAUGUUGUGUGGAUUUAUUUUGACUCCGUGUGAGAGUGUUUUCUGGAAGCUUCGCGUUCAGCCACCUCGGAGAUGUUUUGGUUCCAGCAAGGACUGUGUUUCCUACCAGCGUUUCUGGUCAUCUGGUCCUCCAGCACUUUUAUUGUUUCCUACAUUAUUGCGCUUUUCAGAGGGGAUGUCGACGUCAUCUUUCCAUACAUAAGUGACACAGGUGCAAAACCUCCAGAGAGCUGCAUCUUUGGCCUGAUGACAUUCAUUUCUGCAUGUGCAGGAAUAUCCACCAUAUAUGCCAGGUACAAGUUUGUGGAGAAGCUGAGUGCGGACACAGGGAUGGUGAGCCCACGUCUCAAUAAAACUGCUCUAGUGUUGGGGCUGCUCUCCUGUUUGGGCAUGUGUAUUGUUGCAACAUUCCAGGAAACAUUAGUGACAGCCGUUCAUGAUAUAGGAGCAAUACUGUUCUUUGUCUCUGGUGUCUUAUACAUAAUUCUCCAGUCUGUUAUAUCAUUUCGUGCCUAUCCAUUUGGGUCCUCCAUUUGUGUGUGUCGAGUACGUGUGGGUAUCGCCAUCCUCGCUGUUUUGGCAUUUUUCCCCACUUUCAUCUGUGCGUUCUAUGUGAAACAAACCACUCUGCACAGAGACAAAGGAGACGAGGACUAUCCCUUCCAUGUGGCCAGUGCUGCAUGCGAGUGGAUCGUCGCCUUCAGCUUCAUCUGCUUCUUCCUCACAUACAUCGACGACUUCAAACUGUUUACGUUGCGAGUGAAAACAGAGAACGUGGAGUAGCCAUGAUGACUGGCGACAAAUCACAGUAUGAUUAUCAGUAUUUUAAUGUUUAAAAAAAAGUUCUGCAUUUUUUUGUAAAGCUCUUAUGCAAAUGCAUUUUGUACAUUUGUAUUUUUACACUGCAAGGCUUUUAUACGAUGUUGUGUUUUGUAUCGCCUGACUGAAUUUGCUGGUAGAACACAGUGGGUACGUUGUUAUUUAUACAUUAUCAGCAGCUCAGAAACUGAUCACAGCCUGUAUCUUUAUACCUUUUAUAUGAUUUCAAUUCAUUUUAUACGUGCACUUAAUUGCUUCCUGUGUUCAAACAACACUUUGCACUUUGCUCUCGAUCGUUGCCACACCAGCGUGACUCAUGCUGUCAAACCUGUGACCAGUAAUAAGAGAAGUUCAUCACACAGGGAACACAUGAUAGCUUUACAUGUGGUUAAAGGAGACUCAAACUAAUGACAAACUCGUCUGUGGGAACAUGGUGGUGCUCGUGUUGUGUGAGAAAAUGGUGAGACUACACUGAUACUGUAUGUAAGUAAUCAGGAAACCUGUAUGACGUUUUUUUUAUUAGCAUUUUCUAAUCAUGUUUUCUUUGGACAGCUGGAAACUCUUUCUAUGAAUCCUCCAAUUCAGAGUUUUGGUUUCAAUACUUCCUGUACUCUCCCUGUGUGGUAAAUGGUUUAAGCUCAUACUGCUGGAUUGUUCCACAGUGCAGCUACAGAUGGGAUUUUGCUUGUGUUUGCAGACUGUAGACAGUUUAUGCAACAGGAACUAGGCUACUUAAUUAAAUAGUUUGUUCAGUAUGACUGCCAAAUUAAAUUACUGUAAUAGAAUAGAAAUUGCAGCUAAUUAGAAUUGAAGGCAGGUUUUCAGUGUGCCGUCAGCCAGAUAAAUUAAGCUUUUCUCUUAACCUUACAUCAGCGGGCAUUAAAAAAAUAUAGGCAGUUUAAUCAGAGGGACUUUACCUUUGAAAAUUGUUUAAUUUGUAGGAUUUUCAGGGGCCUGAAGAGGCAGAAGUUUCCAGCAUUUCACUCACAAUAUGUCAUUAAGUCUGAAAAAUGCAAGUAUUUUGGGUGACAGAAAUAUAUUUUGAAUUUCUGACGCCCUUAAAUUUGUAUAUAUUAUCAAACCCCAGGCUGGGAAGCACUGCUGUAGAGCACACUGCCAAUACUUUAGCUACUUUAGUAACAUCAACAACAUCAACACUCAGGGUUCCCACACACUUUACCAAUGAAUUUUAUUACCCGUAAUAUUUAACCCUCUUUCCAAGACUUUAGUGAAGUAGAUAGGCCUCUAUCGCGAUCGUAAGGUGCUACUCCAGUAUGCUACUGUAUGUCCUAAGGCAGGCGAAAGUGUAGCUGGAAUAUGGACAUACACGUACAGUAGACACAAACUGAUAAUGUUAUCAUGGCCUGGCUAUAGCAGGUGUGAAAUAUGUGCCAAAGCUGACACUCUGUUGAGCAGCCUUUUGGUGUCCUAAUGCUUUUUCCCUUUAACAUGGCUGACCAGAGCCGUUUCCUCACGGUGCUAACGGCAAGCAUUAUUUAACAUGCACUGCUGGCUCUGGCUAACUUUACUCACUUGUUCGACAUUCCCGCCACCAGCUAGCUGCAUACACAGAUGUGUAUCACGUAAUACUGGUGAUGUUUCAGUACUACAUGGGAAAUUUCGUGUAAUGUUAGAUAUGUUUUGGGAUUUUGAUGGACAUAUUUAACAACAGCCAAAACAAUGUAUCAGGGUUCUGACAGCUUAAGUCAGAUUUAAGACUUUUUAAGACCAAUUUACAAUAACUAAAACUGAUUAAAAAAAAACAUGGACCAAGAUUUUUUACCGAGGGUUAAGGACAAUUUAGCCCACAUGCUGAUUGUAAUAUAAACCAUGACUUUUUGGGGAAAUACCUGGCAUUUGUUGACGAAUAUUCUAAACAAUUUUGUGUUUCUUGCUCUGCAUGUGGGAUUCCAAAGUCUUAAGGGGGAUUUAUACAUGUGCGGCAGUGCCUAUGUUGUAGCCUACGCAUGUGGCCUACACCGUUUGAGCAUUUAUACUUGUGUGGUGGUGUGUCUGUGUCACUCUGCAGUUACACCUCCAAAACACACAUUAAACAUGGCUUAAUAAAGACAAUUUCAAACACAAGUACACAAAUCAGCUUCACUAUAACUCGCAGCAUUCACAGACAAACACUUGUCUUUAUCUGGACACAUUUUCCCCACAAAUACAACAUGCUAAUGUUUUUAGCACAAGCCUAUGGCAUUUUACGUUGUAUAAAUUAGCCUAGCGGCUAGCAGACUUUUCCUCUACUCAUAUGAAGCCAGGGACAACAGCAACAUUUAACAAAGGUAACGUUACAAAAUUCAGCUCCAUUACAGCUCACAAGGUUUGUUUUGAAAGAUUAAUUUAUUUUAAUACCAAUUAAGGCCUUAUUUUUAGAUUAAUUAAUCCAAUGCCUUUUAAGACUUUUUAGAGAUAGACAGGAACCCUGGCGUAUAUUUAACCACUGUAACAUUUCCAACACAUUCUGUUAAUUCCAAACUAUUUCCAGGCCUGGAAAACCAUUUAACUUUUCCAGGAAUUUCAUGACAGUGGGAACCCUGAAAUAAGCGCACAAUGUCAGAGCCUCUAAAGUACUCUGAGACAAUUUUGUGAUGUUGUGAUGAGCAAAUAAAGUGUGUCAUAGUGUCAGCUGUUGCUACUCACCAAAUAUAAAAUCACUAUCACAUCUGAGUAUCAGCUGAUAUCUUGUAUUUCAGCAGCCAGCACUUUUGGAGCAUUCUUUUAUAGAUCAUGUCUGUAACUGGUGGUCAGUAGAUGGGACUAACACACAGUAUUCCAAAGAGACAAUCCUGUCCACAGAUUGUUAACGUGUCCACUACAGAUGGUGUCUUUGAAACAAAAGGGAGUUUAUCUUUCAUUCAAUCACUGUGUAUUGAUACGGUUUUGCUUAUGACACAAUGUACUGUACAGAUGAUGGUGCGCUGCUGAGCUGAA